CUGUGCAGAAAGAGAUUUUUUGGAGAAAUUUAAAGAAGAGUUGGAGAAAAUACAAAUGGAACUUACAAUGACAGAUGACAAAUGCCACAACAGACACAAGAAGACACUGAAGAGGAUUCCAUGUUGGGUACUACAGGUUUUACCAUUUUGUGAACUUCUCUGUUUAAAAGAAAGAACAUUAUUUGAAGCACUUCUAUAUGUGGACUCUCCAUGAUGACUUACAUAAGAAUGCUAAGGCGCUUCAUAAUGAAACAGUUUUCCCAGAAGAAACUUUGGAAGUUUACCUUCAUUAUUUUUGUCUUCUUAAUAUUUUUGGUUUUGUUACAACGAGAAGUAGGUGUUCAAGAAUUUAAUGAAGAACCAGGAAUGCCAUCUCAUGAUGAAAAGAAAACUGUAUUAGAUCUAGUGUUAAACGCUGUGAACAACAUUAAAGCUGCAAAACCAAAAAUGCAAAUUAAAGCACCUAUUAGGCAGACUCAGAAUGCUGGACAGAAGCACUGUUUACCAGGAUAUUAUACAGCUGCUGAACUGACUCCUUACCUUGACCGUCCCCCUCAAGAUCCUAAUAUGCCAGGGGCUUCUGGUAAAGCAUUCAGAAUGACCAGUUUAAGCCCAGAGGAACAGCAGGAGAAAGAGCAUGGUGAAGAAAAGCACUGUUUUAAUGCAUUUGCAAGUGACAGGAUUUCUUUACAUCGAGAUCUAGGACCAGACACACGACCUCCUGAAUGUAUUGAGCAGAAGUUUAAACGCUGCCCUCCAUUGCCUACUACAAGUGUUAUCAUAGUAUUUCACAAUGAAGCAUGGUCAACUCUUCUGAGAACAGUUUUUAGUGUGAUGUAUACUUCCCCUGCAAUAUUAUUGAAGGAAAUAAUUUUGGUGGAUGAUGCCAGUGUAGACGACUACUUGCAGGAUAAACUAGAUGAUUAUGUGAAACAAUUCCAAAUAGUUAAAGUUGUCCGACAAAAGGAAAGAAAGGGGCUUAUCACUGCUCGGUUGUUAGGUGCUUCAGUAGCUACCGGGGAAACCCUCACUUUUUUGGAUGCACACUGUGAAUGUUUUUAUGGAUGGCUAGAGCCUUUACUAGCCAGAAUAGCUGAAAAUUAUACUUGUGUUGUAAGCCCUGAUAUUUCUUCUAUUGAUCUCAAUACUUUUGAGUUUAAUAAACCUUCUCCUUAUGGUCAAAACCAUAACAGAGGGAAUUUUGACUGGAGUUUAUCCUUUGGCUGGGAAUCUCUUCCUGAACAUGAAAACAAAAGGAGGAAAGAUGAAACCUAUCCUAUUAAAUCACCAACUUUUGCAGGAGGUCUUUUUUCAAUUUCAAAGGACUAUUUUUAUAGAAUUGGAAGCUAUGAUGAAGAAAUGGAAAUAUGGGGAGGAGAAAACAUAGAAAUGUCUUUCCGAGUGUGGCAGUGUGGGGGGCAGUUGGAAAUUAUACCUUGCUCAGUUGUUGGCCAUGUGUUUCGAAGCAAGAGCCCCCAUACCUUUCCGAAAGGGACUCAAGUGAUUACACGUAAUCAAGUUCGCCUUGCAGAAGUUUGGAUGGAUGAAUAUAAAUAUAUAUUUUACCGGAGAAACACAGAAGCAACAAAAAUUGUUAAACAAAAAACAUUUGGUAAUCUCUCAAAAAGACACGAAUUAAGACAACAAUUACAAUGUAAAAAUUUUACCUGGUACCUAAGCAAUGUUUUCCCUGAGGCAUAUGUACCAGACUUGAAUCCUACAUUAUAUGGAUUUCUAAAAAAUGUUGGAAGAAGAGCAUGUCUGGAUGCUGGAGAAAAUAAUUUAGGCGGCAAACCAUUAAUUAUGUAUACUUGUCAUGGGCUUGGAGGAAACCAGUAUUUUGAGUACACUGCAUACCAUGAAAUUAGACACAAUAUCCAGAAGGAGCUAUGCCUACAUGGUUCUCAAGGAGUAGUACAACUUCAUGAGUGUGGUUUCAAAGGAAAGAAGAGCAGGACUCCUGCAGAAGAGAAAUGGGAGAUCCGAAAGGACCAGUUGCUGUACAAUGCAGCAUCCAAUAUGUGCCUUACGGGAAACAGAGAACAUCCAAGUUUGGUAUCAUGUAAUCCCUCAGACUUAUUCCAGAAAUGGAUUUUUGGCCGUAACAAUUAAGUCCUGCUUGUGAUAAUUAAACCAGCAAAUUAGAAUUUCAGCAACUCUUCCAAGAUUUUACUGAUUUACUGAUUUAACUUAUGCUGCAUUGAUUAAAUUAUAAAAUGUUUCUAAGGGUGUUUUUUUUUUUUUUGGCUGGCAUAAAUCUGAAGAACACUAGUUUCUCAACUGUUUAAUAUGUUUACAAAAUACUGGAAACUGCAUUUUCAGUAUACAUUUUAAUGAAAUAUCUAUCUCAAGAUGUAAUUUCUUAUGUUUUGAUGAUCAAUGUGUCUGUCGUAUAUUUUACAUGGCAAAAGCCACGCACACAUACUUUGUUAGUAACUGAAGAAAACUGUCAAUGAAGGUUAAAAGAUUUUUUUAUGUAGUAAUAGACAAAGAGUGCCUUAUAGAUGCUGUUUAUAAUUUUAAAUUGUGAUUAUUUCCUUUAACUUUUCCUGUUGACUGCUUUAACUUUUUAAGCAUGUCUAUAAUCUGAUGUAUUUUCAGUUCGUCUGAAAAGAUUAAGUUAUUUUGGGAUGUGAGAAUGAAACAAGCUCUGGGCUUCUCUGUUGCCGUUUCACUGUGUUCUUGUUCAGUAUGUUUGUAAGGGUUCGGUUCAUCUCUUUAAGAUUCCAAAACUGAUUAUAAAAGGCUUAUAUAGCUGAAGAAAAAGCGUCCAUCGCUUCUUUUGAAAUUAUACAGUACCAGUUUGAUAAUUAUAGUGUCCUUUUUGUAUUAUAUACAGAUUAAGUUUCUGUAUUUGCAGUUCCUAUUCCUGCCUCUUAAAUCGUCCUGUCAUGUACUGAAUCAAAUAGGAACCUUAUAUAAUAAAGACCUAAUAUAGAGCAUUGCAAGUCAAAUAGUGUCUUUCAUCAGAAGUGUGGAGCACUUUUUACUUUAAUUUAGCAUGCACAAUGUACAGUUAUUUUAACACGCAAGGUAUUAUAGCUAAAUAUGAGGUGACAUAUACAGCUGUUCAAUUUUUCUGAUUUAUAUAUUGUGAGGGGUCAAAUUGCUGAGGAAAGCUGUCAUUAAAACAAGCUGUAGCAAAAUAAGAAAUCGCUUGCUUGUGAAAGAUACCAAAAGUGUAUUUUGAUAAGGACAAGGAUAAACUUUAAUUUUGCCCCAUCCCAAUUAUAAAAGAGAAGGAGCUCCUUAAGGAGCACCUUUCCUGAGCACUGCAACUAUAUGUCUGCCAUCAUGGACAGAUAGAUUCCCGUGUGGUGUUCCACAUGCACGUGCUGUCAAGGCCAGCAGUGGAACACGUAGUUUGGAAAAUAUGGAUUCACUUCUUUGAGCCCCACAUUCUAUUCUGAAGUUUAUGGAACAGAUGUGAGGAGCACAGGGGUUGAAAAGUCAGAAAUUCCCAUUGUCUUAGUAGUUGUUUAUGGUGAGUCACAGAUGCUUGCUAUGGAAAUGAAAUUAGCUGCCACCAGAUUUACGGUUGGUCAUUGCCAACCCUUGUUUGUGUGAAAAUAGAUUAUGUGUUCAAAUCCCAGCCAAAACACUAUUAUAAUAUUUGCAGUUUCAAAAGGUAAAAAGAUUAACUAUUGUUUAAAUUCACAUAGAUACAUGGUAUAUUUAAACCAAAAAGUGGCUAUUACAGUGACUUCAAACUCUGCACGUACAAUAAAGUUUACUGUUGAGAUGUAGUUUGCAUAAAGUUUUGCAAGUGUGCCAGAUAUGUAGAUGAGAGCACUGUUCUUAUUUAAAAGUGUGUUUUAUGGUUUUCUAUUUAUAUAGCUUCCCUUCUUAUUUGUUGCAGUGUUUAAAACAGAAAGUUAACUACUGUUUUCUCUUCCACAUUUGAGUUUCCUCAAUUUUUCAACCAAAACCAUAAACUGAGGCUAUCAUUAUGCCUUCGUAGUAAUUCAUUGUAGCAUUUUUAUCACAAGAACCAGCACAGGAUAGUUCUUCCGCUCCUGCCUUCUGAGUGGUCUUGCAUCUGUCUAAAUGUGACAAAUUUUAGCUCCAGGUUAGGGUGUUAAUCUUUUUUUGUACUCCUAGAAGUUUUCAUCUAUGUGUAAUAUAUUGUGCUUCUUUAAUUCUCUUUUAUAACAAUAAUUAAAACAAUUUUGAUG
This is a messenger RNA of Python bivittatus (Burmese python), 4175 nucleotides long. The record is from RefSeq and is a predicted model, not a curated record. NCBI's taxonomy places the organism in Eukaryota, Metazoa, Chordata, Lepidosauria, Squamata, Pythonidae.